This is a messenger RNA of Fraxinus pennsylvanica, 468 nucleotides long. NCBI's taxonomy places the organism in Eukaryota, Viridiplantae, Streptophyta, Magnoliopsida, Lamiales, Oleaceae. The record is from the annotation of a GenBank genome assembly.
AUGGCUAGCACGAAAUCGCAAGCUGACGAACGCGCCAGAGCAGAAAUCGUGCAAGGAGCAGAAGAAUGUUACCAGCAUUCCAUCGAGCUGCUAGAAGAGCUGGGAUUUCCCAGAGGUGUACUUCCUCUCAAGGACCUCGUAGAAUGUGGACGAGUUCGUGAGACGGGUUUUGUUUGGAUGAAACAGAAGGCUCCCUAUGAGCAUUUCUUUGUUGGGAGUAACACACUUGUUAGCUAUGCAAAUGAGGUUACUGCAUACGUAGAGAAAGGCAGAAUGAAGAAAAUGACUGGUAUAAAGAGCAAACAGUUUCUUUUAUGGGUGCCAAUAGUUGAAAUGAGUAUUGAGGAACCUGAUGCUAAGAAAAUUUAUUUCAAGACUCCUAUGGGAAUUGGCAGGUCUUUUCCUGUUACUGCUUUUAUGAGUCCAGAGGAAAAUAAGAUUUAUCUGGAGAAUGUCAAGGAGCCAUGA